AUGUCACCCGAAGGGCAGCUGAAACCAGUCCGUGAGGAAGCUAUGUACGGCGCCCUGUGCGCCUGGUGCCAGAAGGUGUCCCGGCAGCCGGUGCUGGCGCUGCAGCCCGCGGCGGACGGCGGCACGCCCAGCCACAAGGCUUUCUGCUCCGAGGUGUGCUUCACGCAGUGCCGGCGCGCCAGCUUCAAGCGCAACCGCACCUGCGACUGGUGCCGGCACGUGCGACACACCGUCAGCUACGUCGACUUCCAGGACGGCGAGCAUCAGCUGCAGUUCUGCAGCGACAAGUGCCUGAACCAGUACAAGAUGAACAUCUUCUGCAAGGAGGCGCAGGCGCACCUGCAGCUGCACCCGGCGGCGGCGGGUGCGGUCGCGGGGGCUGGCUCGUCGGGCGCGCUCAUCACACCCGACCUGUGGCUGCGCGACUACGCCUCCACCGCCAGCCCCGCAGACGCCGAGGCUACCGUGACGCCGCCCCCGCCGCCACCGCCACCGCCGCCGCCGCCGUCGCUGCCGCCGGCGGAACCCCCGCUGCUGCCGCCGGUGACCGUCAUGGUGCCCUACCCCGUGCUCAUCCCUCUGCCCAUCCCGGUCCCCAUCCCCAUCCCGUUGCCGCUGUUUGCGCCGGACCGUAAAUCUGCCCCCCGACGCAGCGGCCUCUGCUCUCCACCCCGUACGUCGCCGCCGCCUCCACCGCCCCCUCCUCCGCCGCCGCCGCCGCCACCGCCGCCUCCACCACCCGCGCCACCGUCGACUUCGCCUCCGCCACCUCCAGCACCGCCACAGCCACCACGGCACGGUUCCGACAGGCCGCUACGCAAGAGGAAGAGACUCACGGAAACAAUUCCCGAAGACGAUCCCUUGGCAGAGAGAAAAUCCGUUCGUGUAUGACCUGAGAUUUCCGAUUAUCCUUCGUCGUAAAACUUAAUUCGACACAGACACUUUAAAUUUCACACAUUAUAGGAAGUGCUUGCGCUGAUGAAACACACUCUCCAGUUUCUGCUACCAUCACGCCCAAGUCCCUGCAUAGUGCCGGCAAGUGCAGUGUUCGAGGCGCCUCCUGCAAAGUUUCCACUUCCACACUCAGGUACUGCAUUAACUACGAUUAGACCUGAGGUAAACCUGUAAUAACCAUAGAGCACCACACGACACAGCUUAUCACAUCCUAGCAGAAGACUGACACUGCCGAGCACAUAGCAGGCAACCAGCUGCGUUUUCCUUUAAAGUGAUUCGGCAGCAAACGGUUUCCUUAUAAUAAAAUCUACCCGCACACAAUGCCAGUUACAGCGCUCACAAGCUCCAGAAAUAGUUCGGUUUCCCCGAAGCUAGAAGUAUCUCUAAGCUGAACAGACGACAGUUCAUCGUAAAAAAACUGUACUGAAAUAUUAAAUGGAGUAUUUGGAGUUUAAUUCAACCUAUCAAUGAAAUUCAGAUAGGGCAUUUCUUUAAAGAAAAUAAUUAUACUAAAAAGCAGCAAAGGAAAACUUCUUUCUCCUCACAUGCUUCAGGUUAAGAAAUUAUGUGCUGUUGGAAUCUAAAUCCGAGACCAUAGAGUUUAAUGUGCUGUGCUUCGUUCACUUAUUUGUCUCUUCCCUCAACAUAAAGGGUGUCCAAGAAAUGUUGCAACAAACUUCGAGGGUUUGCAGAGGCUGCUUUGAGCAACAAACGGAGUAUAGGAAUCCGUGUUCAGGAACGUCACCCAACGGCUCUAUGGAGCUUCGAAGUUAUAGGUGCUGACGCCUGCCAUUAGGCCACCCCUUCAGCAGACAACGUGACUUUGUGUACUAACGUACCGUGGGUGGGAAGUCUCGCAAUGUUGUUUGUUAUUCAUUGAUAGCGACUGGCAACGAUCGCCAGGGGAGAAGAUGGAGAUAGCUGCUGCACAGAAACGCCUUGUCUCCUAUGAAUGUGAUGCUCUGUUGCCUUGCUGGAUGACGGGUUUGAACACAGGUUUUCACCUGCAGUUGAUGUUUCCCCUUUAACCCUCUGAAAUCUCCGAGGUUUUUUUUUUUUUUUUGUAUACUGGAGAAAAAUAAACUGCAGAUGGAAACACGUGUCCGAAACAGCCAUCCACAAAGCGAACAGAGCAUCGCAUUCAUAGGAGACAAGGCCUGUCUAUGCAGCAGCUAGCUACAUCUUCUCCACUGGCGAUCGCGAUAAUCAGUAGCGAUCACUGAAUAACAAACAACAUUGCGAGACGUUGCGCCUACGGUCCGACAGCGUACAAAGUCACGUCUGUUGCCGAAGGGGUGGGCUAGUGGCAGGCGCCGGCGCUUUUAGCUAUGAAGAUCUGUAGCGUCGUUGGAUAUCUGCCACGAACAGAUAUGAAGAGAGACAAAAGUAAUCAUGACGGAAAUCCAUGGAGGCGACCCCCUAGCCGCGCGGAUAACGAGUAAAAAUUCUCAUUUUUGCUGUGUUGUCACAGAUACGAGCUACAAACGUCGCUGUUGACAAAGAGCGACUUUCACGCCUUAGGAAGCAAUCUGCUAGAUAGUAUGCGGCCCACUGCAUUCUAGUUCCUGCUAGCAUCACUCAUGACCACAUCCGAUGUUUCUUAACGAAUCAGUCGAAUUAUAUGGGUAGAAUGUUUCACAGUUAAUACAGCUUUGAAUUCGUUUGUUUACGACUGUUGUGUCACCAGUUGUGUGACAGUAUACACCGAUCUCUGUCUUUCAAGUAUCUCAAAUAGCUAAACGCCAAAAGUAGUAUGAAGCGUUAUCGUUUCUUGUUAGGCAUAAGUUUCGACCUGCGACUCAGUGAUCUGAAUAUAUCGUGACUACUGACAGUUUGUGGUAGACCCGUACUGCAACCAAUAUUUCCUCCUUUUUGUGAGCAGGUUCUCUAACCAUUGCAUCAUCUGAGCGAGCCUCCACUCUUGACUGAAACUUUCAUUGGCACUGAUGUUUCCUCUUAUUACUUCCGGAAAAACGUAGAUGGGUCUCUACACCGGUAUAUGGCCAUCAGGGGACUAAUGUGUCGGAGGGUCGCGACUUACUCUUAUACCAGCGGAAAUGAAUUCACUGAGACGAAAGUGAUAGAAGCAGUGGAUAUGAUAUCAGUGAAGAUGUAAUGGCAAGGGCCAGAUGUGGCCAGAAAUACUGAAUCCAUAGUUAGUAGUUUCUACAGUAAUAGGUGGAAACAUCAGUAACAACGAAAAUUUUGGUCACGCCUGAAGGCGCGUUCAGGUAGCGUAAUGGUUGGGUUGACUGACUAAAAAAAAAAGCAGAAAAUUCAGGUUCCAUUCACAUGUUCACAUAAUUUUCCAUUAGUCACAAUUUAUUCAUCGCAGCGGAGUCCAGUAUUUUCCGAGUGUACUUCACAGAUACAGUCUCAUGUAACUGCAUGUCAUUCAAAUCAUCAACACUGUUUCCGCACAUUUCACCACAUUGAAUUCAGUUCAGUUGGUACUCAUUGAUCUGUCCUGUCAUCUCCGCAGACAUGUAGAAGGCGGUGCAGAAGCUGUUUAAGGAUUUUACUGUGUGUUCGUAAUUGGAGUGAAAUUAACAGCUAUACCAAAUAGUUUCACUUUUAUGCGGAACAGAUCAGCUAAUAGAAGCAUUCACUGAGACAAAAGUGAUAGUUUCUCUUGCGAGUAGCAGAUUUUUUCUGUGUUUACAACCAGGAAAGAUUUAGUUUGCUGAUGAAGUCGACUUAACAAAUAAAUCACGAACGUUCUUACGAAUGCUGUAAUUCCGCUAACUUCUGCAUCGCAAUUAAUCACUCAAGCUGUCGUAUCAUCGACAUGUCACUUUUUUCGAAUUAUUCUGCAUCGUUUUCCGUUCAUGAAUAUUUUUCAAUAGUGAUCUUAUACCUGUACACAAUAAAAAGGCAUAUGUAGAGACUUUACAUAUUUUAUUUAGAACUUCAAAAUGUAAUUAAUACUGUUGUAAGGCAGAAACCCUGAGAUAAGAUCUGUGAUAAAGCAGGAGUGUCAGUCGUUUCCAGCGUCAGUAUUCUCAUAAAACGAUGUAAUCUGCUCUUCAGCUUCAGGCUGCUUGACACUGCCUUUAAAACAGAUAUUACUUCUAGUUCGCGUUGACUACUGCCAUAUGUUUACGAGAAUAAAAUAAUAUUUAAUUAUUAUAUUGUAAUUUUCUAGCGUCCAGUUGAUUCAAAAGACAAAUGAAUUUUGGUACGAGUAUACUGCAGAUAAAACAUUAGUUAUCACUGUUUUGACAGUAACAGAUAUAUGUGAAAAUAAGUGUUAAUAAUUACUAAUUUAUGAAUUUCUCAUUUUACAUUUUGUUGUCUAGUCCUGUCUGUCAUAUCUCAUAUUCAUGUAGCUGUCCCUGUACUGUUAAAAUAAGACA
Molecule: messenger RNA, 4310 nt
Organism: Schistocerca serialis cubense
Lineage: Eukaryota; Metazoa; Arthropoda; Insecta; Orthoptera; Acrididae
Product: sine oculis-binding protein homolog
Exons: 5
Coding region: 1-891 (296 amino acids)
Biological process (GO): animal organ development
Cellular component (GO): nucleus
Source: RefSeq, a predicted model, not a curated record